AUGUCUGCUGUUGCCCAUCACCUGGUCCGUCGAGGGAUGGACGCCACGUCCGGCUACCUAUCACCAACUUCAAACGACGACAAUGAAGAGCGACGCAAACUAUCAGUCUGGGCCAUACUGGUGUUCUCUGUGACUGCUAUAGUGUUCGGCCUUAUUUCUUUCGCCAUUCAAUAUACCUAUGGCACGGUCGUUGCAACAUUGGCUGUGGUGGAAGAUCCCCAUCCGGAUAUUUAUGAGCGCAUCAGGGACAGUCCCGAUGACUCCAGUAAAACAACAAACGCAGUUCGCCCUGGUCCCGAUGUCGCUCUUGAACGCCUGUUCCCUGUCACCAGCACCCUGCGCUCCGCCAUCCUCCAUCUUCGUGCCCGUGCCGGUCCCUGGUCCCGCUUCCGAGGGUUGGGAAUCUACAUGUGCUUGGUGAUUAGCCGUUCGAUCCUUUCCCAAUUCUUUACCUUUGGCCGUGGUAACGACCUAAGCCAUCCCCUACAUUCCUUCGGCGUAUUGCCGCCGAAGUGGUUUCCGCCCCUCUGGCGCUUGCCUGGGUCCACAUUCAGCUGGGUGAAGAUUGCUCCCGCUGUUGCCCUUCAGUCGGUGGCUUCGCAACUCACCUUUAUCUUACCUGCCCAUCUAGCGAUGAGAAGCCGAGUAUGGAGUGUGAACGAGGGCAAUCCACUCUCAGACCCAGAAUUCGACCUCCGCGCCGAGGUUGCUAUAGCCAUCGGCUCUUUUCUCCUCGCCAUAUGUCUGACACUCCUUAUUGAGCUUCCAGCCACCGUGACCAUGAUCCGAGUCGCGGCAUCUAUUCUCCCUGAUCAAGAGGAGACCAUUGUGCCCUUCGAUCGCACUUUUGGUGGAAAGGUUCAGCCGGCUAUCUUGGGAGGUAGCGGCAAGAUUGGCCUGUUGGAUGCCUGGAAGACCUUCACCUGGCCAUCGCGUGUCCGUCUCCUCAAGGUUCUAGUGAAAACCUUCGCCAUGAUGGUCCCAGUCACGGUUGCCUGCGCUAUCGUCAUUGCUGGCGAAGCUAGUCUUAUGAAGGAGAAGAUGUUUGUGCAGGCGUAG
Molecule: messenger RNA, 1059 nt
Organism: Blastomyces gilchristii SLH14081
Lineage: Eukaryota; Fungi; Ascomycota; Eurotiomycetes; Onygenales; Ajellomycetaceae
Exons: 3
Coding region: 1-1059 (352 amino acids)
Source: RefSeq, a predicted model, not a curated record